AUGGCCGACGUGCUCCCCAAGAUCAGGGUGACGGACCCACAUACCAAAGAUGCGAGUCCCCUGGAGCGGCAGGACACUGGCAAGCUCUCGACGAAGGGAGAGGGAUCGUUGACGAACGGCAAACUCGCUGCAAAGCUACGAAGCCCCACGUUGCCCACCGCACCAUCGAACGAGUCACCGACGCAGAACGGGAAUGCGGAAGGACGAGUACAGGCUGAGGCGGCUAUUGACCCGCUCUCGCAACAAAUCCUCAAGCGCACGAAUACGUCGAAUGCGAUCCAGAAAUACCGCGGGCAGGCGGCGGAAACUGCCGCUCAAUCGCCUACAUUGCCCAACGAUACGCCUACGGAUACGAAGUACGCGGGGGAGACAACGCGGGAAGUCGGCAGUGUAUCCAAGGCAGACAAAAAUCGCUUCAUCGGCAACAAAAAGAAGGGAAGUCUCGAUGGCGGCGAAGAAGAUGGCUCAGAAGCCGGAGAGCCGCGACCGGAGGGGAUGAACGCCCAGUUGUUCAGUCAUACGGUCGACAAUCUGGGCUUCAGUCCCAAGCAUCUGCAACCGCCGGCGUAUAUCAAAGUGAGAACAAAGUUUAAGAAAGAGAAAGAGUUCAAUCGCGUGUUUUUAGCCCAAGACUUGCGGGCUGGUACGGCCAAGAGGAGACUUUCGAUAUCGUCGAGCUCGGCGACGCCCUCUGGGGCUGCGGCUUCGCAUAAUCCUAUAUGGGCCCUUGAGUUUAGCAAAGAUGGGAAGUAUCUUGCUGCUGGUGGGCAGGCAAGGGUUGUUUGGGUAUGGGCAGUGAUUUCGACCCCGGAGGAAAGGAGAGCGCACGAGAGUGAGGAGACCGAUCCACGCGCGUCAGGCGGCGAGUCGACACAUCUCAGUGCACCAGUCUUCCAGCAAAAGCCGUAUAGGGAAUACUGCGGCCACAACUCGACAAUACUGGAUCUGAGCUGGAGCAAGAACAACUUCUUGCUGUCGUCGUCGAUGGACAAGACCGUCCGAUUAUGGCAUGUCAGCCGCGCCGAGUGUUUGUGCACAUUUAAGCAUACCGACUUCGUCCCAUCUAUACAAUUCCAUCCGAAAGAUGAUCGCUUCUUCCUUGCGGGAUCUUUGGAUACAAAGUUGCGACUAUGGAGUAUCCCGGAUAAGUCCGUCGCCUUUUGGACACAGCUGCCAGAUAUGAUCACCGCCGUAUCAUUUAGCCCAGACGGAAAGACAUGUAUAGCCGGGACGCUAGGUGGACUGUGCAUGUUUUACGAGACCGAAGGGCUCAAAUACCAGACGCAAAUUCACGUCAAGUCGACAAGAGGACAGAAUGCCAAGGGAAGCAAGAUCACUGGGAUACAAGCGACGUACUGGCCACCUGGCAGCGACAGCGGAGAUGUGAAGCUUUUGGUCUCAAGUAACGACUCCAGGAUACGGAUCUACAACUGCAGAGAUAAGAGCCUGGAAAUGAAGUUUAGGGGCCAUGAGAACAACUGUAGUCAGAUCCGUGCCACCUUCGCCGAUGAUACCGGCUACAUCAUUUGCGGGAGCGAGGACCGCAAGGCGUACAUAUGGUCGACUACUACGCCAGAAGGCGAUAGGAGGAAUCAGCGGCCUAUGGAGACGUUCGAAGCUCACAGUUCUAUUACGACAUGCGCUAUAAUGGCUCCACUCAAGACAAGGCAGCUGCUGAGCUCUUCGGAGGAUCCCAUCUUUGACCUGUGCAAUCCUCCGCCGGUAACGUUGGUUUCCCGCGAAGAGUCAGCCAAUGGAUCCAAGGCGCCUACUGAGGCGGGGUCUGCACUGCCUACACCAGCCGAGUCCACCUUUACGAGAGUCGCCGAGAGUCCAGCGUAUCUUGCCAGAUCCGCGCAUCCAGACGGUAAUAUUAUCGUUACGGCCGAUUAUACCGGGUCUAUCAAGGUCUUCCGGCAGGAUUGCGCGUACGCUAAACGAAUGCGUGCCACGGAUAACUGGGAUACCUCGUCCGUCUUUUCCAAGCGGACGGGCCCAAAAAUCGGUCGGCCAAGUAGCAUCCUGUCCCGUACCACCGGACGAACGAGGAGAGACAGCACCUCCACGCAACCUCCCAAUGAGCGUAUCAUGUCCUGGCGGCAAGAGCUGUCACAUGGUAGCUUCGACUCCGUCAGCGCACCCGGCCCCAGAGGAAGUGUUGGCCGCAGCAUGUCACCUCGCAAAUCAGUGAAACGAACUAGCAUCACCUCAAUCCAGCCUUCCUAUUCUCCCGCUCUGGGCCCUACACUUACAACCGACACCAUCAACUCAGGCCCAACCGGCACUCCUAAGACCUCCAUAUCCGUGGACCACACUCCAGCACUGAGCAAGACCGCGUCUGAAGCAUCCACUCCGCCGCGCGGCCGCAAUCCCUCGCAAGCAUCAACCUUCGACCCCGUCAAGCCUGUCGAUGCCAAGCGCCAGGACGGGGCCAAUCCGCUCCACGUCUACAACGGCCAGUCGUGGGCUUUCUGGAAUAACUAUACAUUGCGCGAGCGGACGGUGCAGAGCGGUUCGCUAGGGCCUGCAGAUGGGAAAGAUUUGAGGCCCGAUUUGCUACCGCGGGCGAGCGUUGUGAGCAAAUUGAGCAGCGAGCUAGCGAGCGAGGACGGCGAAGCCGGCGGAAGUGGCGAAGGUGAAGAAGAAGAAAACUGUAGACAGUGCGGUGGGACGGAGUUUAAGGUUAGAGUAAGGGGAUUAGGCGGGAAGGAAGAGAGAGUGCUGGUUUGUGGGAAGUGUGGCGCUGCUGCACGGUAG
Trematosphaeria pertusa is the source of this 2757-nucleotide messenger RNA. RefSeq names its product WD40 repeat-like protein. Bases 1 to 2757 code for a protein of 918 amino acids. Gene Ontology annotation, molecular function: protein binding. NCBI's taxonomy places the organism in Eukaryota, Fungi, Ascomycota, Dothideomycetes, Pleosporales, Trematosphaeriaceae. The record is from RefSeq and is a predicted model, not a curated record. The transcript is spliced from 5 exons.